UAUAAAAAAUUUUUUGUGACAAAGUCAUUACUGAAGCAGCAGCAUAACAAAAAUGCCUGUACAAUAAAAUUAAAAUAAAAAAUAACACCUGUAAAUAACGUAAUUAAAAAUUAUCUCUUUGUUCAUAUAAUUGUUUCAAAGAAAGUGCGAUUUUUCAACGCUUUUUGAUUUUUCUGAAAGCUCUUCUAUGAGAGAAACAGAGAGGUCUUUCAGAAGUGACUAUUCAUGGGCGUUUCUUUUUUCGAAAAAGAGGGGAUAUGCGUUUAAAUAAAUUCUUCGAGACAGGCUAGAAAAAAUUAUUUCCAAGUCCUCCAGCGUUUGAAUCUGCGUGUACUACCGUGUAAAAAGCGUCAUUGUAUAUUAUUCGUGAAAAUAUAUAUAUAUAUUGCAAGAAUACGAUUCUAAAAAUGGCGGAGCUUAAAAAUAUAUUACGCAAGUGUAUAAUUAUAGGAGCGAAUUUGUCACCCUCGAUAAACAGUGAACGAUAUUUAUCCUCAUUGUCGGAUGAAUCGCCGGAAAUUAAUUACGCGGUUUUCCGAUCUUUCGCGUGUGCCUGCUCGGACACUGUACUAGCAGCAUUGUACAAGUUAGGUUAUUUUAACGAUUUCGACGAACUGUUACAUAUCGCGGGUGAAAUAGUGGAAAUGCGCGAGGCGUUUAAUCAUGAGGAGGAAGAUGCAGGAGGGCUUAUAAGCUUCCUGUUAGCGCAACAUCGUGGAAAUCGUUUAACAGGACGGAACACUCAAGCGAGUACAAGCGUGCAAGAGACUCCCUCUACGAUGCAGAAACGUAAGGCCGAAGAAGAGCUUGAAGCGGAGUCUUCGUGUAAGUUAUUUAAAAAAUAAAAUAUUAAUUUUCAAAGGCGUUUUAACAAGAAUAAUCACAAAAUUUAAAGAAAAAUAAAAAUAAUUUAGGUAUAAUUUUUAUUUUAUUUAUAAUUAAUUAUUUCUUUUGCUUCGACAGUGCAGAGAGGCGGUGGUAGUAGAAAGAAAAAAAUACCGGCCGCAGAACAUGUGACGCAGACUCGAAAUAAUGAGGAAAGAAGCGAAGAAAACGAAUCAGAAAAUCGUGUCGCUAAUCCCUCAGCGGUGGAGAUUGAAGAGGAGGAAGAAGCAGAGAUACCGCACCAACGACAACAGCAACAACCGGUUGGCAAUAAUUUUAGUUACAUUAAUUUAUUAGCGGAAAAUACGAGACAAUUUAGGAGAUUCGGAAUAAUGGGGAGAGAAGCGAGUUUCGCGAUACGUCCGUUACAUGACGAUACAAAUAUUUACAGAGCAUUAGAAAAUGCAUUUCGUGAAAUUCACGCGUAUGUGCUAAAUACAUGU
Molecule: messenger RNA, 1328 nt
Organism: Cataglyphis hispanica
Lineage: Eukaryota; Metazoa; Arthropoda; Insecta; Hymenoptera; Formicidae
Exons: 2
Coding region: 408-845 (145 amino acids)
Source: RefSeq, a predicted model, not a curated record